AUGGGUUUCUUCGGUUUUGACGAGUCUCGCGAUGCCCGCGACCAGGUCUACAACAAUGACAACCACCACGAGGGCUCCCUGAGCCACGAGCUCCUGGGCGCCGGUGCCAGCUUCGCCGCCAUGCACGAGUGGGAGAAGCACCAGCGCGCCGAGGGCCAGACCGUCAGCCACGGCUUCGCCAAGGAGGCCAUUGCCGCCUUCGCCGGCGCCGAGGUUGACAAGCUCGUUGAGACCAAGGGCCUCGACUUCAUUGACCGCGAGAAGGCCAAGCACCACGCCCGCCAGAACGCCGAGCAGCUGUACGACCAGCAGUACGGCAACCAGGACAACUUUGACCCGUAA
Molecule: messenger RNA, 342 nt
Organism: Sporothrix brasiliensis 5110
Lineage: Eukaryota; Fungi; Ascomycota; Sordariomycetes; Ophiostomatales; Ophiostomataceae
Product: cipC-like antibiotic response protein
Exons: 2
Coding region: 1-342 (113 amino acids)
Source: RefSeq, a predicted model, not a curated record